UCAUUUAAUUGUGGCCGGCCAGUGAUAGUUAUCAAGUUAUCCUUCAGUUGCUCCUCCAACUGACCUUAUAUUAUAUCUUGAUGUCUUUAUGAUAAUUUUCUGCUUCUGCUUUAGGUUGGUGGCUGCUUGUCUUUUUAUGAUAGUGGUUACUUGUCUUUUUAUUACGAGAAGGAACAUAGAGCUAAUUGGUCUCUGAUCAGAAGUCAAUAGGUUGAAAAAAGCCCAACCACCCGCGUAAGUGGAGUUUCAAGAUCUGGGAUACUAUCAAGUUUCAAUUCUUGAGCCUGGAGACAGAGAAUGGCUUAUGCUGCUGUAGUUCUGUUUAUGCAGAGUCUGGAACAAAUCCUACAACCUGAUUAUUCACAUCUGCUUCAUCAUGUGAGCAAAGACCAGAUAGAAUCUCUUCGGGAUGAAGUCAACUUUCUGAAACUCUUCCUGCAUGAGGAUUCAGACGAGAGAGAGCAUGAUCAUCAAUUGGAGAUACAGAUAAGGGAUGCGGCUCACAAGGCAGCAGAUUUCAUCGAUUCACGCCUGUACAUCAGCCAGGCCCGGCGGGCCGCUUGCUCGCCGGAAGAGAGUAUUGGGUGGAAGCAGAUUUCCCUGAUAGCCCACCAAAGCUUUUCCCAAAUAGUUGAAGAGAUCAAGUCCAUCAAGUCUGAGGUUGUGCAAUUGUUUGAAAAGAAGAGCAUAUCUGACAGGAAGUUUACUAUGCCUUCAGAUUUCACACCAAUUGCGGAGGAGGAUAGUAAUAAGCUGGUGGGCCUCGACGCUUACAUUCUAAAACUGCUGCAUCAACUUAGCGGAUUUCCGUUGGAUCGGCAAGUUAUUCCCAUUGUGGGGAUGGGCGGAAUUGGUAAGACGACUCUUGCUGAAAGAAUUUACAAUGAUCCCUUCAUCAUUUAUCAUUUUUAUGUCCGGGCAUGGAUCACUAUACCUCAGAAGCAUUUAAUGUCUCAACCAUAUCGAGUGAGAGAAAUGUUUUUGGGGCUUUUGAAAUGUUUUGCGAAUGUCACGUACAAUACUAGCCAGAUGAGUAAUGAAGAAUUGGGGGAGAAAGUGUACAAAGCCUUAAAAGGCAUGAGAUACUUGGUGGUCUUGGAUGAUAUGUGGCAAACCAGGGACUGGGAUAUCCUGACGAGGUUCUUGCCGGAUGAUAAGAAUGGUAGUCGAAUAAUGUUGACUAGUCGGCUGGGUGAUAUUGCUGCUUAUGUUGAUCCUACAAGUUCUGGUCAUCACAUGCAUUUCCUCCAAGCUGCUGAAAGUUGGGAGCUUUUGGAGAGUAAGCUGUUCCCAAAAGAAAGCUGUCCUCAAGAAUUGAUCGAAGUCGGGAAGCGAAUUGCAGUUAAAUGUCAAGGGCUGCCACUAGCCAUUGUUGUAGUUGCCGGGAUUUUGAGUAAGAUGGACAAGACACCGGGAAGUUGGACGAGAUUAGCAGAGAGCGUAGAUCAGUCAAUUGUUGCUGAAGAUCCAGAACACUGCAUGAACAUACUUGCCUUGAGUUACAACUACUUGCCUAAUUUCUUAAAAGCUUGUUUUCUUUAUAUGGGAGCUUUUCCAAAAGACUAUGAAAUACCUGUGUCAAGGCUGAUAUGGCUGUGGAUAGCGGAAGGGUUCGUGCUGCCAGUAAGAAGCAAAUGCUUAGAAGAUGUUGCAAAUGAUUACUUGGAGGAUCUUGUCAACAGAAAUCUGAUUCUAGUGGGAAAAAGAAGGUUGAAUGGUCGAAUAAAAACUUGCCGGAUUCAUGAUCUGUUGCGCGACUUGUGCAUGAUAGAAGCUCGGAAUGAAAAUUUUCUACAUGUGAUAGAGCGAUACGCCCAAGCUUUUCUAAUGGGAGCUGUUGCUCCCAGGCGUAUUAGCCUUCUUCAUGCAAAUAUCGUUCACUUUAAAGUGCGUCCAAUGCCACUCACACGUAGUUUUCUCUUGUAUGAUAUACAAAAAAAUCUGCCUGACAUGUUUCUGUUGGAAGUCAUGGAUCGGUUGGACUUCAAAUUGCUCAGAGUCUUGGAUAUUGAACUUCUACAAUCUAAUCAUUUUCCCAUUGAGAUAGUAGAGUUAAUUCAUCUACGGUACUUGGCGCUUGCAAUUAAUUGUGAGCUUCCCAGAUCAAUAUUCAAACUUCAGAACCUACAAACUUUGAUCAUCGAUCACAUCUGGGAAGGUCAGUAUUUGCCAAGGGAAAUUUGGAUGAUGCCACAGCUAAGGCAUAUCCGUUUGAAAAGGGGUUGCUAUUUUCCACUUCCUUAUAGCAGGGGAAUUAAAGAGAAGAGUCAAUUUGUUCUACAAAACCUGCAGACUAUUUCUACAUUAACAGGACCAUUCAGUUGUUCUAAAGAAGUCUUUGCCUGUCUUCCUGCACUAAAGAAACUGGAAAUCUUUGCUACCGAAAGCAACUCCAAAGCUGAACAGACGUCUGAAUACUUCAGCAAUCUUGCUUCUCUGAAUCUACUCGAAACGUUGAAGUGUUCUUUUCUCUAUAGACCUAGAAAGCAUCGGCUGCCUAGUGGUGAUCACUUCCCUGCAAACCUGAAGAAACUGACACUGAGUGGUAGCUUUUUGCCAUGGGAAGAUAUGGCUAAACUUGCAGUGUUACCCAAGCUUGAGGUUCUCAAACUAAGAUCGUUUGCGUUUGAGGGACAGAUAUGGGGAGCAGUUGAAGGGGGGUUCUUUCAACUAAAGCUUUUACUAGUAGAGAAUUCAGAUCCAAUGAGCUGGGAUGCAGAUGCCUCCCACUUUCCAAGCCUUCAGCAGCUGGUCCUAAGGGAAUGCCACCGCCUAACGGAAAUCCCACAAGGUAUUGGAGACAUAACGACACUCCAGAUGAUUGAAGUUCAAGACUGUAGCUUCUACAUCGUACGUUCUGCCAGAAAAAUACAUCAACAGCAACAGAUAUUGGGCAACGAUGAGCUCGGAAUACGAAUAAUUACCACUUCUGGAGAUAACCAUUCGGCGAGUCCUCUUCAUUUUCUUCAGGCAGAAAGUUAGCAACUUGAGCAUUCAUUGUCAUAGGAUGCAUUAUCUGAUAUAUAUAUGAUGAGUUGUAUCUUUCUGUAGAGGCCUUGCCUUGUAUGUCUGCCUUCAAUUAUUCUCAGCAAUUGCAGAAAUUGACAAGAGAUUAUAAUGCAAAUGGGAGGAGCUUUCAGAGGCCAAACUUGAAAUAUUCCUUC
Messenger RNA from Sesamum indicum (sesame), 3164 nucleotides. RefSeq names its product putative late blight resistance protein homolog R1A-10. Gene Ontology annotation, molecular function: ADP binding. NCBI's taxonomy places the organism in Eukaryota, Viridiplantae, Streptophyta, Magnoliopsida, Lamiales, Pedaliaceae. The record is from RefSeq and is a predicted model, not a curated record. Gene Ontology annotation, biological process: defense response to other organism.